Monoraphidium neglectum is the source of this 771-nucleotide messenger RNA. RefSeq lists its product as hypothetical. The record is from RefSeq and is a predicted model, not a curated record. Bases 1 to 771 code for a protein of 256 amino acids. The transcript is spliced from 3 exons. NCBI's taxonomy places the organism in Eukaryota, Viridiplantae, Chlorophyta, Chlorophyceae, Sphaeropleales, Selenastraceae.
AUGCGCAGCAAGAAACAAUGCGCAAGUGGGGCCAUUGACAACACACGCACUGGGGUUGAGGGAGGCGUAGUGGACGGCGACGGCGACGGCGACGGCGUCGGCGAGGUGGACGGCGUCGGCGAGGUGGACGGCGUCGGCGAGGUGGACGGCGUCGGCGAGAGCGACGGCGUCGGCGAGGUGGACGGCGUCGGCGGGGUCGACGGCGUCGGCGAGGUCGACGGCGUCGGCGAGGUGGACGGCGUCGGCGGGGUCGACGGCGUCGGCGAGGUGGACGGCGUCGGCGAGGUGGACGGCGUCGGCGAGAGCGACGGCGUCGGCGAGAGCGACGGCGUCGGCGAGAGCGACGGCGUCGGCGAGGCCGACGGCGUCGGCGAGGCCGACGGCGUCGGCGAGGCCGGCGGCGUCGGCGAGGGCGACGGCGAGGCCGAGGGGGAGGGCGACGGUGACGGCGAGGCCGAGGGGGAGGGCGACGGCGACGGCGAGGCCGAGGGGGAGGGCGACAGCGACGGCGAGGCCGAGGGGGAGGGCGACAGCGACAGCGAGGCCGAGGGGGAGGCCGAGGGGGAGGCCGACGGCGACGGCGAGGCCGAGGGCGAGGCCGAGGGGGAGGCCGACGGCGACGGCGAGGCCGAAGGGUCGGCCGACGGCGACGGCGAGGCCGACGGCGAGGCCGACGGCGAGGCCGACGGCGAGGCCGACGGCGAGGCCGACGGCGAGGCCGACGGCGAGGCCGACGGCGAGGCCGACGGCGAGGGCAACGCGGCCACCUAG